UUUUCCAAUAAAAGAGAAAAACAAGACAUUCUAUCCUUGAAUUCCCAUCAUUUUACCGCGUUCAUACAUAUUUGUACAUGGUUUGUUGGACCCCCGCAUUUAUACGAGUGCCUAAAGAAUCUGUAAUGCCUAAAGAAUUUUGCUUUGUAGAGCCCUUCUUUCUCUCUCUACUUAACCCUUCACACACCCUUCACUCUCUCUCUCUCCUCUUCCUUCUACUGCCAUCUCAGUGCUCAGACUUUCUCGAUUCUCAAAUUUGGCGAUCGACCUCUCAUUUAUUCUGGCUACAUAGGAUCCUUUGAAUUUUGAGAUUUAUAAUGAGGAAGGGUUUGAAGAGAAACAGCUGCAAGUCAGCAUCACACCAGCUCUUUAAGGAUAAAGCAAAGAAUCGAGUCGAUGAUCUUCAGAUGAUAUUUUCAGAUCUGCAGUCAGCAAGGAAGGAUAGCCGCACGCUUGAUGCUACAGUUCUUGAAGAGCAGGUCUAUCUAAUGUUACGUGAAUGGAAAUCUGAACUUAAUGAGCCUUCACCUGCGUCGUCUGUACAAAACGAUAGUCUUGGUACAUUCUCUUCGGACAUCUAUCGGCUGUUGCACCUUUGUGAUGAAGAAGAUGAUGCUACAAGUCCAUUUGAGCUUCCUCUACCAAAGUCUGAACCUGAUGUUCAAAAGUUUCAAGCUGGAGAUGCUAUAGGCUUCCAGGAGGGCCCUGAAGUCAAGCCUGGAUCACUGGAGCAGAAUUUCUCACCAGUUGAUCAAUGCAAAGGAUCUCCUGGAUUGCGCAGUUUGACAACGACUAAUAUGGAAAUGGCCAACCAGCUGGAUUACAAUCAAUUUAAUCUGCAUGUGGACCUUGAGCAUCAUUAUCUUAGUGGAUAUAAUGGCGUUGAUGUAAGUGCUCUGUACGCACAUCCAAUUUCAGGAUUUCUGCCAAAUGUAUGCCCACCACCUGCUGCUUUUUUGGGUCCAAAAUGUGCACUAUGGGAUUGUCCUAGGCCUGCCCAAGGAUCAGACUGGUGGUUAGAUUACUGCAGUAGCUUCCAUGCUAUUCUUGCAUUGAAUGAGGGCCCUCCUGGAAUGACUCCGGUCUUACGUCCAGGAGGCAUUGGCCUGAAGGAUGGCUUGCUUUUUGCUGCUUUGAGUGCGAAAGCACAAGGAAAAGAUGUUGGCAUUCCGGAAUGUGAGGGGGCAGCAACUGCAAAGUCACCUUGGAACGCUCCUGAACUUUUUGAUCUCUCAGUUCUUGAGGGGGAGACUAUUAGGGAGUGGCUCUUCUUUGACAAACCUCGAAGAGCAUUUGAGAGUGGAAACAGAAAGCAGAGAUCAUUACCAGAUUACAGUGGCCGAGGGUGGCAUGAGUCGAGAAAGCAAGUUAUGGAUGAGUUCAGUGGGCUGAAAAGAUCUUAUUAUAUGGAUCCUCAACCACUGAACAACUAUGAAUGGCAUCUCUAUGAGUACGAGAUCAACAAGUGUGAUGUGUGUGCACUGUAUAGAUUGGAACUCAAGUUGGUGGAUCGUAAGAAAACUCCUAGAGGGAAAACAGCAAAUGAUACUGUUUCUGAGCUCCAAAAGCAGAUGGGUAGACUUUCUGCAGAGUUUCCGCUUGAUAACAGGCGUCCACUUAAAGGAAGGGCUAAGUUAAACAGCAAAGAUGGUGUUGGAAAUCUCCGCUCUGAUCCCAAUCAAUUGAUCAGUGGAGAUAAGUCAUUUGAUCAUGGAGUUGGCCCGCCAUAUGGCUAUCUUGUGGAGAAUAUAGGUGAUUACUACCUGAAAUAGUGAGAGAGAGCAACAAUCUCAGACAUGUCUAGUUGGCGGGUUAGUUCAUCUACUGACAGUUCCAUAUUAGGUUUUGAUCAUCUCCAAUAACAUUGGUGAGAUCCUCAUUUUUUAAAUCUGAGGUUCUUGUAUAUAAUUUAUCGUGGUUUUUAGCUUAAACAAAGACAAUGGCUUCUGUCAUUGUUGGAGUAUAUCUGACAAGUGAAGAGGGGUUACAAACAGCUUAAAAAUCGCUUCUAUUUACUUCUAUAGUGAAGGGGUAUCACAUUUGGUAGGGUGGCUGUACAUUCUAAUGCUGGUUUCUACAUGAUUUGGAGACUGCUCGUCGGAUGCUUUUAAUGUCCUACAUAAAUUAUGUAAUAGCUUCUGUUGCACUUCAUUUUCUGCUAUGAGAUGAGAUACAUGUCAACUCUCAAUCGUUGUCAUCAUCUCCCACAUUUAUGUAAACAACUUAUCAUGUCAUGUAUGACAAGUAAUCCUUGAUAUUUUGCUGUAACUUCAGAUAUUUGAAGAUGCCAAUUACAUUCCUUAAUUAGUGACAGGAAAUAAUUGGAUACUUAUAUCUGGAUACUUGAUUUGUUGUUUUAGUGAAAUUGACUCUUAAAAUGA
Messenger RNA from Chenopodium quinoa (quinoa), 2381 nucleotides. Its product is annotated as transcription factor VOZ1-like. Lineage: Eukaryota; Viridiplantae; Streptophyta; Magnoliopsida; Caryophyllales; Amaranthaceae. The record is from RefSeq and is a predicted model, not a curated record. Bases 318 to 1772 code for a protein of 484 amino acids. The transcript has 5 exons. Gene Ontology annotation, biological process: regulation of DNA-templated transcription; positive regulation of long-day photoperiodism, flowering.